Blepharisma stoltei is the source of this 582-nucleotide messenger RNA. NCBI's taxonomy places the organism in Eukaryota, Ciliophora, Heterotrichea, Heterotrichida, Blepharismidae. The record is from the annotation of a GenBank genome assembly.
AUGACAAAAAGGACUUGUUAUAGAUGAAAAAAAUUGAAAAGCCACCAAAGUCUGUAUUUGAAAAUUGCUCUCCAAGCUUUAACUAUUUGAUGAUUGAGUCUAGGUCAAAUAUUGAAUAGCUGGUCAAUAGAAUUACUAACCCUCUUGGCACAACUAUAUUAUGUUUUUAUGAGCUCAUCUGGGUCAUAUAGCUCAUGCACCUAAAUAGAUCUCUAUACCCCAGCAGAAUACCAACCAGAAAAAUUAUUGUACAGAGCAUCUGUCUUAUACAGUAUAAGUCUGAUUAUGUACCUUAAAGCCAUAAACGGAGACUUGUCAUUUUCGUUUUUACUUUUCAAAAAAGCUAACAAGUACAAAUUAAUUUUGGAAGUUAAAAUGGAUGGCCGAUAAUGAUCUAAACUAUUUCAAGGGCUAUAUAAAUUACAAUUUGAAUUAUCUGAAAAUAAACUUUUAGUUGAAGAAAAUGGGAUUGUUCUUGACCAAAAUAGCGGAUAUCAGUGUAUUAUUGACGGUGCAUUGGUAGAUGCAGUUAAAGGCCAAGAGUUUUCAAUCUCAAUUAAGUUUAUAUCAAUUCAACAGUAG